Messenger RNA from Amoebophrya sp. A120, 2749 nucleotides. NCBI's taxonomy places the organism in Eukaryota, Dinophyceae, Syndiniales, Amoebophryaceae. The record is from the annotation of a GenBank genome assembly.
CUGAUUUUAUGCCACGAUUGCUGCUUCACCAGAAUCAAUCAGUCGACGCUUGGCUUUGAACACGUAGUAGCUUUGCCGUAGUCAUGCAGGAAAGCGAAAGACAAAGUGUCACUGACUCGGGUACUUCACUAUCAACUCCAGCCACUCCACCUCUUUCUUGUCGGUGAAGCUCAGCUUCGGGUGACAUGAUCCGUUUAUUGUCUCGGUUUCAAUCCGCGAAGACCCAACAACAUCGCAAUGUGGGACAUCUGUUGCUCCAAACUAACCAAUGUCGGUCCUGGAGAUCUGCAGACUUCAAUUUUUUCUUUCUAUGCUGGAGGAAUCGAUUUCGAUUCUACUACCUGGCGCUGCUCCUGCUGGUGCUAGAGAGACUUGCCAUUCAAAGCCAGUUGUAGAGACGAGGACAAGCUAGCUAGCAGUAGCACUCGUAGUGCGCAAACCCCAGAUAAUUUUUAAUCCAUGUUUAUCUAUCAAUCUUUCAUCGUGGCGUGUCUUCAGAAAUUGAAAUGUUUAUGAGACCAGAGUAAGCAGUCGCAGUCCUUUACGCAAUUAUCAAAGAUUUAUAUUGAUUUUCCACGAAGAUGGAUCAGCAUCUCCCACCCAGAGGUCGUCGUCUACCGCCUGCUUCCGAGGCGGGUAGGGCAAUGAUUGCUGGCACGACACCUUCCCCAACUCUCGCAAAACUGCAGCGUAACACGACUGCAUUGCUCGUCACGACACUUCAUCUACUUUGCAGCACAUCCUCAAUCUCCGCUAGUACAACACCGGCCCGUGCCACCCAACUAAACCAGCUCCAGACGGAGCUUCGCGCCGCACGGGAAAAGGAAAAAAACAAAUCCCUCACCGGCUGUUUCUUUGUCGGCCACCAAGCACCGGACGUGGACACGGUCGCGUCCGCUGUGGUCGCAGCCUGGAUGUACAAUGGUGUAGCGACGUUACCGGCAUCGGAAAAAGACUUGGGCAAAGACGUUCAGCUGGUUUUGGCAGACGCGCACGCAGCUUCGAAGCAGGCAAACGCAACCGACGCGGGAAAAAUAGUAAGUGGAUCAACCGGAGCUGAACCACUGGCACUGGCGUUCAUCACGGCCGCGCCUGCUGCCAUUUCGGACGAAGUGGCAAAACGUACAGCUGAGGGAACUAAACCCAGAACGAAACCCUGCGUCGUCCUGGUAGACCAUAAUGAGGAGAAGCAGCGACCGGUGGCAGUGCAGCAGGGACUGGCCGACGUCGUUGCAAUUUUUGACCACCACAAAAUCGACAGCAGCGCAGCAAUUGCAUCCAACAUGGUCGAGUACAUGCAAGUGGGCUCCACGGCGACGUUGCUUUUUCAGAAAAUGAACACGACGUACUUAGAAGCGGUUUUAAAGAAGGAACAGGAGGCUGCUGGUGCUGUUGCAGCUGGAGCAGCUGCGAAGACAAAUCCAGCAGAAGAGAACUCCGAUAGUGCAGCCGCUGCGUCCUCGCCAUCAGUAGCGCAGCAGCAGCACCAGGUCGGUGAAGAUGAAAACAUCAUCAUGCAGAAGGAGCGCACAAAGGACCUGCUAAGCCUCAUCCCGAAAACCAUUCUCCGCUUGAUUCUUUACGCUAUUCUUUCUGACACGGUGAACUUGACCUCUCCUACCACAACGGAUGUCGACCGGAAGACGGUGAGUGUUAUCAACGCCUUCCUGAGCCUUUCCCCGAACAACCAGAACAAAAUGUGGCUAGAAAUGGCAACCGCGAAAGACGCAGAAUUAGCCGCUCUCUCCUUUGACAAACUCCUCGAAAAAGACGCGAAGCUCUUCACUGCGGGGAGUUGCAACGUGCACAUCGGAGUCGCGGAAUUUCUGGAUACCGCGACGCUGCAGAAAAUCUUGCACGACGAGGGGACGGCACAGUUGGCGAAGAGUAUGGAAAGCGCGAAGAAAAAUAUAGAGAAACUGGAUCCGAAAAGCCCGACUUUCUACUUCUUCUUCCUCGUCUCCAUCCAUCCGGACCGGAAGGGAUCAACGAUGCUCUUACCUGAGUCAUUUCACGAGGAGAAGGAGAUUUUGCGAAACACGUUUCCGCCCGGGAAAGUGAUCAUCACGCAAAGCCGACAGGAAAAUGAUAGGAAAAGUGAAGAUGCUGAUAAGAGUAAAAAUAAGAGCGCCACGAUUGAGACGGCAAUGCUCCCCGGAGUGUCGUCGAGGAAGAAGCAGUUAGUUUUGCUGAAGGAGUAUGUAGAGGAGGCAAUCGAAUUUCAGGAAAUUUGCGAAAAUGUAAAGAAGCAGGGGCAGCGCAGAACGAGUAGUAACUCGCAUGAUGACCUCUGAAUAGUACAGUUGUUUCACCUUCAAAUUCAAUCAUCUUGAAAAUCGGAGAAGAAGUAAAUAAAACCAUCUCUUGUCAUCAUGUAAGUAUUUGCAUUUGCUUUCGUUACCGCACUGGCAAGGGGCAAACGAGGCGAAUAAGUUUCAUUCACCACCACGCGAUGGGCUGGACCUCCACGUCGUACCACAAAAAGUAGUUACGUAGUUACAACAGCCCCCGCAGGCGGUGGGCGGUAACCUGUCACAUAGACCGCUGAUUUCGCAGGAAUCUUUGCUAAGUGAAGAAGGUAGAUAUCAGCAAGAAAAAACGAUCAUGAAUAAAAUGUCGGAUUAUCAUGAAGAAGAAGAUCUGCAAAGAUCUGACUUACUAAGCCUCGAGUUCGGAAGAUCAAUCCCUUAUAGGAAAUGCCAGGAUUUUCCCGAGGAUCGUGAAGCACGUACUGCCACCGACGAAAAAA